AUGGACAGUGAGCUAUCUGACGCAGUAGUGGCCAGCCCGCUCACACCCACCGUCUUCAACAAUCUCCACAUGAAGCGCAAGACGUACAAAAUGUACAUCUUCACCGUGACUGAUUCGUUCAUCUACGACUACGAAUUUGGCUUCCACGACCCCAACCAGAUCUACUAUGUCAAGCUCAAUCAGGUGAUCAUCAAUGACAAAACGCGAACGAUCAUCCAGUAUGAUCCCAAUGCGCAACGCUGCACCCUCAAGUUCGACCUGGGCGGAGGUGUGAUCAAGGUCUUCGCUUUCAACUUUGCCUUUCUCGGUCGCAUGAACACAGGAUUCGUCGUCACUGCGCUCGCCAAUUAUCCCGACACAUCGAAGGUGGAGGGAAGCGUGACUCAUGAUCUCCAAACAGCCAGAGGCUUCAACGGCUCCACGAUCGAGACACAACCUUUCGAAAUGACGGUCUACGAGGGUACGACCCCGAUUCGCUACGACUUCGAAUUUGCUUUUAGAUUUCCUCAAUCGAUCUAUUAUGUCGACUUCCAGACUUAUUACGUAGAUGACGCCGUUGUCACCUUUCAAAGCUAUGGCAUGACGUGCUAUUACGCCGGUCAGACUCGCGACAUUUGGAAGAAAUCAGAUUACAUCGCUUGA
Molecule: messenger RNA, 642 nt
Organism: Mixia osmundae IAM 14324
Lineage: Eukaryota; Fungi; Basidiomycota; Mixiomycetes; Mixiales; Mixiaceae
Exons: 7
Coding region: 1-642 (213 amino acids)
Source: RefSeq, a predicted model, not a curated record